This is a messenger RNA of Ectocarpus sp. CCAP 1310/34, 1520 nucleotides long. The record is from the annotation of a GenBank genome assembly. Lineage: Eukaryota; Phaeophyceae; Ectocarpales; Ectocarpaceae.
UCGUUGUCCGAGGAACAAGUGGUGGACAUGGCGACGAGGGUUGGAGCAUCGACGCCAUUUAGCAUGGCAAAUGCUAUCGGAGGGGCUAAAUAUUCCAACAAUCCGCAGGCCCGACGAAGUGGCUCCAAGAUCACAGCUCCGACGCCGUCACCGACGAGCCAUUUUACACCGUGCAUGCCCACGGAGUGGAUCUGCUUGUGUCAAUACACCAAGGGGUGAGGCAACGGGACUUGGAGGGUGGGGCAGAGGGGGUUAUCAACUACUUCGUGAGCGAGUUGGAUUUGAGGUGGCGGAUGGGAGCGGAUCUGCUCCUGGUGUGCUACGACCGUGCUCCACUUGUCCCCGCAAUCAAAGGACGCGAGCAGUCGGGAAGGACGGACAAGAUCGGGGGAUACCCUCUCUCGUUCGACCCGACAUCGACGGACGCCAUCCCCCCGUCGCAAUACCAGUCAUGGCUUCGUGACAGCCAGAAGGCAGCGCGAGAUGGUAUCGCCGCGCACCUCGCCGUGGACAUAUUCGACGACAAGAGGUGGACUGGAGACUGCACUCCCAACGGAGUCGUGGCCUUUUACGGUGUCGGUGGUGAGGCUGGUUUGAGAACAUCUGAUGCCGCUAACCCCGCGGUCAGCUCCGGGGGGGGCGUACAGGGAGGACCGGCCACGUCACCAGAGAUACCGGCGCCGGUCGGCAGCGUCGAAAACAGCACCGUGCGCUCUGGCGGGGACGGGACCGAGGAGGGUGGAGUGCCAACGGUUGCGAAAGAGGACCCUCUUCUUCACUACCGAAGGGGCGCGGACCGUUCGGUACAACGAGAACGUGGCCUCAACAUCGGCGAGGCCGAGCUGUCUCUCGUCCACUUCAUCGUGUGGGCCAAAAAGUACUGGGGACGGAAUUCCGAAAACUGGCUGGUUACUUCGGUGGACACGGACCAAUGGAUGAUCAUUUUGCUGGCGAUGAGGACGGGUUUCCUGAAGGCCAGUGGAGAGGGGGCGGUUGAAGUGACUGUGCAGAUGGUUGUGGGUGGUGACCCGAAGUACAUAUGGGUAAACAGGGUGUUCGCCUCCAUCAGCGGCCUUAGGGACAGCGACGAAUCUGUAAGCCUUUUUGUCCUUGUCUACCUGCUUGCUGGUUGCGACUUCCUGCCUGCCAUGACGGGUCUACCUUUCGGGACCAUGUGGGCUCUUGCUCUGAAGAGCGUGCGGACGGAGGGUGUGUUUCGGACGUCUAUCUUCGUGCGUAAGGGUGGUAUCUGGGGCGUCAAGAUCGACGAGUGCAUCAAGUUGUUGGUGACCAUGUUCUAUUUUAAGUAUGAAGCUGUAUUUGCUCGUGGUGGACAGGAGCCCGGCUGGAUUCUCCGUAUGGUCGACGGCGAUGUCGCACAUUACGUCGACGUCAUGCGGUUGCGUAUCCUCAGGCGUGGUUCAAAGAGGGCUACGUCAACGUGCCCUGCGUUCGAGUCCAUGCGCCAGCAGAGCGAGCGAGGCCGUCAGGUGCUUGGUACUGGCAAGACGGCUGUUUAG